AUGGAACUAAAAGCGUGGGGGGGGGGGGGGGGAAUAGGAGUCAUGCCGAGUAUUGUAUAUAAGAAGAUGUAUGUAGGAAACGUUACAAAACAAGGUACUUGGUUUCUCGAAGAGUACCCUUAUGUCUUGGAAUUAGUUCGUACACAGCUUCACUUUUGUGUAUAUAUUUCCAUAGAGUGUAGUAGUAAUAACCUUGUAAUAAUGCGUGCGUUAGCGUAUUUCGGUAAGAAAGAUAUUAAAUUUACAAAUGAUUUAAAGGAGCCUACCAUCGGGGUGGACGAUGAAGUAGAAAUUAACGUUGCUUGGUGUGGUAUUUGUGGUAGUGACCUUCACGAAUACCUAGAUGGUCCAAUUUUCUUCCCCGAAGAUGGGAAGACCCAUGAUGUCAGUGGUCUUGGUUUACCUCAGGCUAUGGGGCAUGAAAUGUCCGGUAUAGUGUCAAAGGUUGGAUCUAAAGUGAAAAACGUCAAGCCUGGUGACCGUGUUGUUGUCGAAGCUACUGGGUCAUGUUUAGAUCAUUACCGUUGGGAGGGUUCUGCUCAUGCAAAAGAUGGGAAUUGCGCUGCUUGUAGUAGAGGAUAUUACAACUGUUGUGCCCAUUUAGGGUUCAUGGGUCUUGGUGUGCACAGCGGUGGUUUCGCAGAGAAAGUUGUUAUAAGUGAAAGACAUAUAGUUAAGAUUCCAGACUCUUUACCUUUAGACGUUGCAGCAUUGGUGGAACCAAUUUCAGUGUCUUGGCAUGCAGUCAGAAUAUCGCACUUACAAGAAGGCCAAUCUGCGCUCGUGCUAGGUGCGGGUCCUAUUGGUUUGGCUACAAUCUUGGCGUUACAAGGUCAUGGUGCUUCUAAAAUCGUCGUUUCAGAACCAGCUGAAAUUAGGAGACGCCAGGCAGCAAAAUUAGGUGUUGAAACUUUCAAUCCAAUGGAACACGGUGAUGAUGCUGUAGAAAUUUUGAAGAAAAUGGCGCCAGGAGGUGAAGGGUUUGACUUUGCCUACGAUUGCUCAGGUGUCAAAGCAACUUUCGACACCGGUGUUCAUGCAGUGACAUUCAGAGGUAUGUAUGUUAACAUUGCAAUUUGGGGUCACAAACCAAUCGAUUUCCGACCAAUGGAUGUCACUUUACAAGAAAAGUUCAUUACUGGUUCCAUGUGUUACACUGUAGAAGAUUUUAAAGCUGUCGUCGCAGCUUUUGCUGAUGGAAGAAUCGAAGUAGAUAAGGCAAGACAUUUGAUUACCGGUAAGCAAAAAAUCGAGGAUGGUUUCGAAAAGGGUUUCGAUGAAUUAAUGAAUCACAAGGAAAAGAAUAUUAAGAUCCUACUAACACCAAAUAAUCACGGUGAACUGAAUGCUAAUUAA
This is a messenger RNA of Kluyveromyces marxianus DMKU3-1042, 1356 nucleotides long. It is a transcript of the gene BDH1, whose product is annotated as 2,3-butanediol dehydrogenase. Gene Ontology annotation, biological process: butanediol biosynthetic process. The transcript has a single exon. Gene Ontology annotation, cellular component: cytoplasm. Bases 1 to 1356 code for a protein of 451 amino acids. NCBI's taxonomy places the organism in Eukaryota, Fungi, Ascomycota, Saccharomycetes, Saccharomycetales, Saccharomycetaceae. Gene Ontology annotation, molecular function: (R,R)-butanediol dehydrogenase activity; zinc ion binding. The record is from RefSeq and is a predicted model, not a curated record.